AUAAUUCUUUGUUUGUAAUUAGGUACUAGUUCUGACUCCAACCAGAGAAUUGGCAAUGCAGGUUGCCAGAGACUUCAAAGAUAUUACAAAGAAACUUACCGUGGCUUGUUUUUAUGGAGGAACAGCGUAUAAUGGACAGUUGGAUCUAAUUAGAAAUGGCAUUGACAUCCUCGUUGGGACUCCUGGUCGAAUAAAAGAUCACCUCCAAAAUAAUAAAUUGGACUUUUCUAAAUUGAAACAUGUUGUCUUGGAUGAAGUUGAUCAGAUGUUGGAUAUGGGAUUUGCUGAACAAGUAGAAGAAAUCUUAGUGAAUUCUUAUAAGAAGGAUUCCGAAGAUAAUCCACAGACACUCUUGUUUUCUGCAACGUGCCCUCAGUGGGUUUACAAUGUAGCAAAGAAAUAUAUGAAAUCCAAAUAUGAGCAAGUUGAUCUUAUUGGAAAGAAGACUAAAAAAACUGCUAUGACUGUAGAGCAUUUAGCCAUCGAAUGUCAUUGGUCCCAAAGAGCUGCAGUGAUUGGAGAUGUCAUUCAAGUCUACAGUGGGAGUCAUGGACGAACCAUCAUAUUUUGUGAGACAAAAAAAGACGCAACUGAACUGGCUCUUAAUGCCUCAAUCAAACAGGAUGCACAAUCUUUACAUGGUGAUAUUCCACAAAAGCAGAGAGAGGUCACUUUGAAAGGCUUCCGUAAUGGAGCGUUUGGAGUACUGGUUGCAACUAACGUGGCUGCCCGCGGCUUAGAUAUUCCAGAAGUUGAUCUGGUGAUACAGAGUUCCCCACCAAAGGAUGUAGAGUCUUACAUUCAUCGCUCUGGACGCACAGGCCGAGCUGGACGGACUGGGAUCUGUAUCUGUUUCUAUCAGCGCAGGGAAGAUUAUCAGCUGAAACUUGUAGAACAAAAAGCGGGCAUUACAUUUAAACGUGUAGGUGUUCCUACAGCAACAGACAUAAUUAAAGCUUCCAGCAAAGAUGCAAUCAGAUCUUUGGAUUCUGUUCCUCCAUCUGCCAUUGACUACUUCAGACAAUCUGCUGAACAGCUAAUAGAAGAAAAGGGGGCCGUGGAAGCUCUGGCUGCAGCCCUGGCUCAUAUCUCAGGAGCUACCUCUCUUGAACAGCGCUCUUUGCUCAACUCUGAUGCGGGUUUUGUGACCAUGAUACUUCAGUGCUCGGUUGAAAUGCAUGCUGCUGGUUAUGCUUGGCGGGGUCUGAAAGAACAAUUGGGUGAGGACAUUGACAACAAAAUAUCCAGACUGUGUUUUCUCAAAGGAAAAAUGGGCGUAUGUUUUGAUAUUCCAAAAGCUGAAUUAAAUAAAAUAAAGGAAACCUGGCAAGAUACAAGACGCUGGCAACUUUCUGUAGCAACAGAAUUGCCUGAGCUUGAAAAUUCACCACGGGAGGGAGGCAGAAAUGGAGGCUCGGAUUUCAGGAAUGGAAGACGAAAUGGUGGUUUUAACAGGCCUGAUCGAUUUAGAAAUAGGGGCCAAAAACGGAGCUACAACCAAGCUUUUUGAUAAUUUGUUAAUAUGUCAAAAUGGGACUCGAACCUUGUUUUACUAUAAGUAAAAUUAAUUUACACUUUAUUUAUUAGCCUGGAUGUGUCUCGUUCAUUCAAUUUGGGCUGCAAAAGUUCAGAUUGAAAAGAUUAUUUAAGCACAAGGACUGCUACCCUGCCACAAUUAGUUGCAGUGCCCCAAUAUCUUGGGCUCAAGUAAAUUUCUAGCCUUUGGAGGUUGGUAGCACAUUAGAAAUGUUGAGAAUAUGUUGUGGAUGCUCCCUAGACUUCCCCCCCUCCCCCAUUCUCUGUAUUAUUUACUUUUUCCAGAUCAUUAAGGAUUUCUAAACCUUAUUGAAACCAUGAUCUACACAGUCAUCCAUUCUUCUUGCUUUUUAAGAAAGCUUUUGCGGAUCAGUUCAUAUCAAAUUUCAAAUUCUUGAAAUUGAGAUUUGUUCAUUCAGUUGGCUUCCCUUUUUUUAAAAUACUGCUAUUUAGUUAAAUCAAAGCCACGAGUUUGGAAAGUGGUUAGAUGUUAAAUGAAUUAACCUAAAGGGCAUAUGUGACAGAAAUAAGACAGAAAUAAGCAACUGAAUAUCAUUCUAAAAACAUUUUCCUAUGUAUCUGGAAAAGUGCAUUCGAUGAUUUUUUUUUUUUGCAUAUGCCCUAACAUGGAGGAAGGAGACAAUCCGCAUUCAACUUAAAUUGAAAUUGCAGAAUUUGAAAUUGUAUUAUUGUUUUAUUUUUUCUAGAAUACAUUCCUUUACUGGUAUAAGUAAACAUCGACUAUUUUAUUGAAAA
Thamnophis elegans (Western terrestrial garter snake) is the source of this 2292-nucleotide messenger RNA. RefSeq names its product DExD-box helicase 21 (gene DDX21). Bases 56 to 1510 code for a protein of 484 amino acids. The transcript is spliced from 11 exons. The record is from RefSeq and is a predicted model, not a curated record. Lineage: Eukaryota; Metazoa; Chordata; Lepidosauria; Squamata; Natricidae. Gene Ontology annotation, molecular function: RNA helicase activity; ATP binding; RNA binding.